AUGUCUGAUUAUGCGGAUUUGUUGGGCGUGGAUGCUUCUGCCAAAAAGAAGUCAACCCUCGUGGAUCAGAUACUUUCUCCGAAAUCAAGCACAGUGUUGAAAGGAAAGCAAAAAGAUGCUACUCAUUCUUUGGCAAUUACAUCAACUCCUCUUCGUUCUCCUUCAUUGGAAACACCUCGGAGACAAUCAGCAAAACGUAAAAUUAUUCAAACAACAGACAAGUGGAGAUGGAAAGCUUUUUUGAAUAAUGCUAGAGAUGAUGGAACCGUUUUAUUUCAUUGGACUCGAGUGGAUGAUGACGAUGAUGAGCAAGUGGCUCCAAAUUACCCUUUUGAAAUCUUGAAUAAGAAAACUAGAGUUUUUAGCUAUGACGAUGAUGAAUAUAAAGAAAUAAUAGAGCCGUUGCAUAAGAAUGAAAAUUGGAGUCGAGAGGAGACAGAUCUGUUAUUUUCAUUGUGUCAACAAUAUGAUUUACGGUUUAUGGUCAUACACGACCGAUUUUGUACAAGUGAACUCAAGACACAACACUCACCUGUUCCACCCCGAUCUGUGGAGGAUUUAAAAAAGAGAUAUUAUGAAAUUUCAAAAGCUUUGUUACAACACCGAGCUAAAAAACGAUCCAUUCCAAACGAAAAAUUGAAAAAGCAUCCUCUCAUGGCAGUUGAGUAUGAUUACGAUUACGAGACGAGGCGAAAACAAAAUCUAGAAAUGCUAUACUCACGAUCCUCCGAAGCAGAAAAAAGAGAAAACGAAUUGAGAGAACAAUUAAAGAAAAUUGAGGCCAUUAAAAAAAAGAGAAAUGAAGAAGAACAGCAAUUAAUUAGACAAAAACAAAAAGAAGAAAAAGAACGACUCAGACUUGAAACAAUCAAGACAGAAAAGCAACGAUUACUUGAAGAAAAACUACGAUUGGCUUCUACACCAGCUGUAUUGACAACUAUGGAAGAGAUUGAAGAACAAGAUGAAACAGAGGCUGAACAAGAAAUCAACAAGUUUGAUGCUUCAUUAUUUGCAAAUUUGACACCAGGAGUUUACUCGAGAAGAGAGUUAAUGAAUUAUGAUGACUAUCUCUAUCACGCAACAAUUUUAACAAAGCUAGGUUUUGACGUCAACACUCUCAUGCCAACAAGGCGUGUGCAUGAGGCGUUUGAGACGACCGUGUUGCCCCUUCUUGAAAAAUACAUUUCUCUAUUCGGAAAGCCAAAUGUUGAUGAGUAUGAGUACUCGGACACUACACUACUGCCAGCUCAAGAAGUGCCAGUGGCAGAGUCUUCGAAUGCCUCUGACUCGAAAAAGAAACGAAAAAAGCAAUCAGGUUCAUCUGAAAAAGAGUCCACCCAAAAAAAGAAAAAGAAAAAGUAA
Naegleria lovaniensis is the source of this 1362-nucleotide messenger RNA. RefSeq lists its product as uncharacterized. Gene Ontology annotation, biological process: chromatin remodeling; DNA repair; negative regulation of transcription by RNA polymerase II. Gene Ontology annotation, molecular function: transcription corepressor activity. The transcript has a single exon. The record is from RefSeq and is a predicted model, not a curated record. Bases 1 to 1362 code for a protein of 453 amino acids. Gene Ontology annotation, cellular component: Swr1 complex; NuA4 histone acetyltransferase complex. NCBI's taxonomy places the organism in Eukaryota, Heterolobosea, Eutetramitea, Acrasida, Naegleriidae.